Thermothielavioides terrestris NRRL 8126 is the source of this 843-nucleotide messenger RNA. RefSeq lists its product as uncharacterized. NCBI's taxonomy places the organism in Eukaryota, Fungi, Ascomycota, Sordariomycetes, Sordariales, Chaetomiaceae. The transcript is spliced from 3 exons. The record is from RefSeq and is a predicted model, not a curated record. Bases 1 to 843 code for a protein of 280 amino acids.
AUGGAGAAAAUACCGCAAGUAUUAACCAGCGCAGCGAAGAAAGCGGCCAGUCUUUCAGUGGAGGAGUUGUGGAAACUGCAGACGACUAUCUGGGACAACUUCUUGUACCCAGCCAAUGUCAAGCAAAUCCAGUCUAUCAACUCCACGCUUUUUGCGCCGAAUAUCCAAGGUCGUGUCGAUAUCACGCGCACCUUUGACGGCGCAGAGCUCAACACGGAGUACAUUUUCGGACUCUUCGCGGACCCAACGAAGCUCUCCCUGAUCGGUGUGCCCGUUUCGUACAACAUCACCAAGUUCGCUGCGACGGACAACAUCGUGUCGGCGAGCACCGUCUUCAUGUUCAACGCGACCAUGUUCGGCAAGCUGAUCCCCAUCACCAUCGACACGUUCACCACGUUCGACCCAGAGACAAAGCAGCUCACGCAGUACGACGCGACGUUCAAGUGGAUGGACUUCCUCUUCGCCGAGCUCUACGCCGAGAUCGGCACGCUCAUUCACGCGAACUCGACCGACCAGGUUGAUGCUUACCUGACGAACAUCAUGGCGCAAACCCUGUGCGAGGCGCACUCCGCCCACUGCACAGGCGCAGACCAGCAGUAUGCGGACGCAACCAGCUGCUACAACUACCUCACUACUCAGGUCCGGCUCGGUCAGGUCUAUGAGUUGGGGCGGAACACGCUGUGGUGUCGGUUGAUGCAUGCGGAAAUGCUGCAGUACCGGCCUUCGGUCCACUGCCCUCAUGUCGGCCCUUCGGGAGGAGGCAUGUGCGUCGAUGAUCAGACGUAUGCCGAGAAGGUGCUCCAGAACUAUUUCACGAAUAGUCCAUUCAUCCCAAGCCUGUAA